Molecule: messenger RNA, 2010 nt
Organism: Oryza sativa Japonica Group (Japanese rice)
Lineage: Eukaryota; Viridiplantae; Streptophyta; Magnoliopsida; Poales; Poaceae
Source: RefSeq, a predicted model, not a curated record
AGUAUAAUUGACGCCAUAGGUAGCAAAGCUCCACCCUCUCUUUGAUCGAUCGAUAUCGAUAGGCAGCAGAAGGGGAGAAAAGGAAACCGAUCUCGGUCAUGGCCACGCCCACCACUUUGGUCGCCGCCUCCAGCCAUCGCCGUCGUCGCCGGCGUGGAUCCACACCGGCACAGGCACAGGCACAGGCACCGGCACCGGAGGGGGUGCCGGGGUGGAUCCUUCUGAACAGCGGUGCCCACAUCGGCAGCCGCUCCAACGCCACCACCGCCGUCGGUGAGGCGAGGGACAAGCUGACGAUAGAGGUGUCCUUGUGGCCGGCGCAGCCGCCGCACCCCUCCGACGUGUUCGUGUGUUGCCCGGGCGUCCGCCACCCCCGCGAAUCCGAGAUCCUCUUCACGGCCCAAGAUCUGCUGCUGCUGCGUGUCCCGGUCGCCGCCGGGGCUGCGCCGAGCCUCAUCAGCUUCACGGAGUGCGAUUACCUCAUCUACCGUGCCGCCGCCGGCGACCGUCGUCCGUCGCUCACGCUGCUCCCGAAUCCAAAGCCCAACUACUUCCACGACGGGGAUGUCGGCAUCCUUCCCCGAGGCGGGGGCGAGUACACGGUCGCGGCCCUGGUUGCUAGACGACGCCGGGGGCAGGUGGACCACCAAGACGGUGUGGAUGGACGACCCGCGGAGGCCUCCCCCUGUGGAGAUCCCCAUCAACGCAAGGCGGCUCAACCACCACAUCACCACCACCACCAUCACGCUCGGCGGCGAGCUGGCCGGUGCCAUGGGCUGGGUCGAUCUCUGGACCGGCAUCCUAAUCUACGAUCUCCUCCAUGACGACAAGGACCAAGACCGGCCAACGCUCCGGCACAUGCCGCUGCCGCUGCCGAUGCACGCCAUCACCGGCAACCACGGGAUGGGCGACAAGCUAGCCUUAGGCUGCCCACGCUCUCUCCGUGGCAUUGCCUCUGUCACGAGGCGCGGCAAGGCCUGCCUCAAGCUCGCCGGCGUGCAUGUCACCGGAGAGCGCCUCCCCUACAACGACGCUGAAACCCAGCUGCCGGCGUUCGCCGUCGACGACUGGACUGUCACGACAUGGAGCAAUGACAAGAUGAAGGGCUACUUUGAGGACUGGCAGGAGGAUUUCACGAUUCGCGGUUCCGAGGUCAGGAUUAGCAACGCCAUGCGCUCGGAUCUGCUGAGAUCUGGGUUGCUGUACCGUAAACCGUCACGAGGGGAUGGCGAUGAGGCUACGGUGGAGGAGCUGGCUUUGCACAAUCUCUGGGUGUCUCAUCCCACCCCCAGCCUAGAUGGUGAAGAAGAUGUCAUCUACCUGCUGGCCAAGCCAAAGUGCUUCCACCCCAAGGCGUGGGUUCUUGCUCUCGACACGAGGAGCAGCACGCUGCUAGGCGUGGUUGAGUUUGGCACUGAAACCGCACCAUCUGCAGGUGUCACGUAUCGCCCCAGUACUAUAUCCAAGUACAUGAGUCUGGUGACUUCUCCAGUGACUGGGAGAACUUAAAGGAUGCUGCUGCUAAUCACUGAAUCAAGAUGGUACUGCUGGCCUGUUUGGAGGCGAUGCAUCGAAGAUUAAGACUGAAUGAUGUUGUUACACAUAUACUCCCUCCGUUUCAUAAUACAAGACUUUCUAGCAUUGCUCAUAUUUAUAUAUAUGUUAAUAAAUCUAGACACAUAUUUGUAUAGAUUUACUAACAUCUAUAUGAAUAUGGACAAUACUAAAAAGACUUGCAUUAUAAAACGGAGGAAGUAUAUGUUUACAGGGGUCUUGGCAAUUUUGCAUUCGGGUGCAAGAAACGUGUUUGUUUCCCUGCGCUGGUGGUUAGGAGUAUUUAUGUAAAUUUCUCUAGUUGGAACAAACAGCCAGUAGCUUGUCGAUCUGUUACUAACUUACGAUGAAGCAUCAUCAUUAUCAUCUCAUAAAAACUUGUAAUGGGAUUUUAUAUUCGUGACUAUCACGCACUUUGAUUUCGGUGAGAAGAGAAAUCCAGAAAAUUGCCAUCAA